CCUAUCUUUGUUCAAGAGCAGUAGGUUUGGUUGCUGAUCUUAAGAAGAUGCUUCUGUGGCUGUUCCUGGCGUUGUCCAGCCCAUCUUCUUCUACGGAUCCAGAGACUGACUCAUCUGUGGAAAUUUGCAAUGUUUGCUCUUGUGUGUCGGUGGAGAAUGUACUUUAUGUCAACUGUGAAAAGGUUGCCGUCUACAGACCAAACCAGCUGAAACCACCUUGGUCUAAUUUUUAUCACCUCAAUUUUCAGAACAACCUCCUCAUAAUUCUGUAUCCAAAUACGUUCCUUAACUUUACUCAUGCGGUGUCCCUGCAGCUGGGUAACAAUAAAUUACAGAACAUUGAGGGAGGAGCUUUCUUGGGUCUCAGUGCAUUAAAACAGUUGCACUUGAACAACAAUGAAUUAAAGAUCCUCCGUGCUGACACUUUCCUUGGCAUUGAGAACUUGGAGUAUCUCCAAGCUGACUACAAUUUAAUCAAAUAUAUCGAACGGGGAGCCUUCAAUAAGCUUCACAAGCUGAAAGUUCUCAUCCUUAAUGACAAUCUGAUUUCCUUCCUUCCUGACAAUAUUUUCCGUUUUGCUUCUCUGACCCACCUGGAUAUACGUGGGAAUAGAAUACAGAAGCUGCCCUACAUCGGUGUCCUGGAGCACAUUGGCCGCAUCGUCGAACUGCAGCUGGAAGACAACCCAUGGAAUUGCACUUGUGAUCUGUUGCCCUUGAAGGCAUGGCUGGAGAACAUGCCCUAUAACAUCUACAUCGGAGAAGCCAUCUGUGAGACUCCCAGUGAUUUGUACGGGAGGCUCUUGAAAGAAACCAACAAGCAAGAGCUAUGCUCCAUGGGGACAGGGAGUGAUUUUGACGUGCGCAUUCUGCCCCCGUCCCAACUGGAACCUGGCUACAGCACACCCAAUGGCCACACAACGCAAACGUCAAUGCACAGGUUGGUCACGAAGCCCCCCAAAACGACAAAUCCUUCCAAGAUCUCGGGAAUAGUCGCAGGCAAAUCACUCUCAAACCGCAAUCUCAGUCAGAUCACAUCUUUUCAGACAAGAGUGCCACCUCUGACCCCCUGCCCGCACCCUUGUGUUUGCAAAACACAUCCUUCAGAUUUGGGAUUAAGUGUCAAUUGCCAAGAACGAAAUAUCCAGUCAUUGGCUGAAUUGGUCCCUAAGCCACUGAAUGCCAAGAAACUCCAUGUGAAUGGCAAUUAUAUUAAGGACGUGGACACUUCUGACUUUGCCGAGUUUGAAGGGCUGGAUUUACUACACCUAGGCAGCAAUCGGAUAGUGGCAAUCAAAGGGGAGGUUUUCCGCAACCUUACAAAUUUACGGAGAUUGUACCUAAAUGGCAAUCAGAUUGAGCGCCUGAGUCCUGAAAUAUUUGCCGGUCUCCACAACCUCCAGUACCUGUAUUUGGAAUACAAUGUCAUCCGAGAAAUUUUAGCGGGCACUUUUGACCUGAUGCCCAACUUGCAGCUGCUGUACUUGAACAAUAAUUUACUCCGCAGUUUGCCAGCCUACAUUUUCGCCGGGGCGCCACUAGCCCGGCUGAACUUGAGAAACAAUCAUUUCAUGUACCUGCCUGUAAGCGGCGUGCUUGACCAUCUGAAAUCCCUGACGCAAAUUGAUUUGGAAGGGAACCCGUGGGACUGCACAUGUGACUUGGUAGCGUUGAAACUGUGGCUGGAAAAGCUCAGCGAAGGCAUCGUCGUGAAGGAAUUAAAAUGCGAGACGCCCGUGCAGUUUGCGAGCAUUGAACUGAAGAGUCUCAAAAAUGAGAUCCUCUGCCCUAAACUACUAAAGUCUGCUUUUUUCACAAGCCCUGCACCUGCAGUUACAUUUACCACACCAUUGGGGCCCAUUCGGAGUCCUCCUGGUGGUCCAGUUCCAUUGUCAAUCCUUAUCCUGAGCAUCUUGGUGGUGCUCAUUUUAACUGUCUUCGUAGCUUUCUGCCUUCUUGUCUUCGUUCUCCGUCGCAACAAGAAACCAUCCGUGAAGCACGAAGGGCUUGGGAAUCCAGAAUGCAGUUCCAUGCAGCUGCAGCUACGGAAGCAUGAUCACAUGUCGAAUAAGAAGGACACCCUCGGGGCAGAGGCCUUCAUCCCUCAAUCCAUCGAGCACAUGAGCAAAGGCCAUUCAUGCGGUUUAAAGGAAACGGAAACAGGGUUCUCAUUUGUCGAGCCGCCUGGGCAGAAAGUCAUCCUGCGAAAUAACAGUGACAAGGAUAAAGAUUUAUUGCACCUGGAUACCAGGAAAAGACUUAGCACAAUUGACGAACUGGAUGAGUUAUUCCCAGGACGGGAUUCUAAUGUAUUUAUUCAGAAUUUUCUCGAAAGUAAAAAGGAAUACAACAGUAUAGGGGUCAGUGGCUUUGAAAUACGGUAUCCAGAGAAACAGCAAGACAGAAAAAACAAGAAAUCAUUAAUAGGGGGUAAUCAUAGUAAGAUAAUAGUAGAGCAAAGAAAGGGUGAAUAUUUUGAACUGAAAGCUAAACUUCAGGGCUCACCAGACUACUUACAAGUCCUUGAAGAACAAACAGCUUUGAAUAAAAUCUAGGUCAUGCAAUCUUAUUUCCUACAGAGGACAUAUAUUUAAUGAUGCAAGUGCCUUUUGUUGACUUUUAAUUUCCAAAUAUGAUAUUCUACUGGUAGGCAUAGAGGCAGGUGACCCAAGGGUGUGUGAUAAAACUCUAGCUCCAAAUAGAUUUUAUUUCAUGCAACUCUUGCCCUGUGGAAUCCUGUAGGGAAUACUGCAAAACUCUAUUGCCAAAGUGUUGCUUUAUACACAUAUUACACUGAAUUUAACCUCAAGAGGCAUAUAUGUUUUGUACCCUAAUUGCAAAACUUUCAUCUCCUUGUGAUUUGUUAAAGCAAAUACACAAGAAAAAA
This is a messenger RNA of Elgaria multicarinata webbii, 2887 nucleotides long. It is a transcript of the gene SLITRK4, whose product is annotated as SLIT and NTRK like family member 4. The transcript has a single exon. The coding region runs from base 48 to 2555 and encodes 835 amino acids. Gene Ontology annotation, molecular function: protein binding. The record is from RefSeq and is a predicted model, not a curated record. Gene Ontology annotation, cellular component: glutamatergic synapse; membrane. Lineage: Eukaryota; Metazoa; Chordata; Lepidosauria; Squamata; Anguidae. Gene Ontology annotation, biological process: regulation of presynapse assembly; axonogenesis; positive regulation of synapse assembly.